UUGGCCGAAUAAUAUAAACUCCGUUAUUUUACACUUGCUAUUCUCCUUCCAAAAAUGGAGAAUCAACUAAAGGGACUGAGUAUGGAAGAUUCCGAUGAAGAAGCACCACUCGCCGUCGAAAUUAACGACGCCCUUCAACUAACGGAAAACUCAGAGUUUCCUCCAGUUGGCGUUACCGUUAUCACCGGUUAUCUUGGUUCCGGAAAAUCCACUUUGGUCAAUUAUAUAUUGAAAGAGCAACAUGGGAAGAAAAUAGCAGUGAUACUGAAUGAGUUUGGGGAGGAGCUGGGAGUUGAGAGAGCGAUGAUAAAUGAAGGGGAAGAAGGAGGGCUUGUGGAAGAAUGGGUAGAGCUUGCAAAUGGGUGUAUUUGCUGUACUGUGAAACAUAGUUUAGUUCAAGCAUUGGAACAGCUUGUUCAGAGAAAAGAAAGACUUGACCAUAUAUUGCUAGAGACUACUGGUUUGGCAAACCCUGCACCUCUUGCAUCUGUGCUUUGGUUGGAUGAUCAGCUGGAAUCAGAUGUUAGGCUUGACUCAAUUAUUACUGUUGUUGAUGCAAAGAACCUUCGAUAUCAGCUAAAACCAAAUCCUGAAUCCUCUUCAUUUCCUGAAGCUUAUUUACAAAUAGCAUUUGCGGAUGUUAUCAUUCUUAACAAGGUUGAUCUAGUUUCUGAAGAUGACUCAGGAGCGGUGCUAGAGGAACUGGAGAAGGAAAUACGUGAUGUUAAUUCCCUUGCUAAUAUUAUUCAUACUGUGCGUUGCCAAGUUGAUUUGUCAAAGAUAUUAAACUGCCAGGCAUAUGAUCCUACUCAUGCUGCUCAUCUGGAAGCAUUGUUAGAAGAGAACAAAUCUCUAACUACUAAAGGCCUUCAUGACAGUGAAGUCAGAACAUUGUGCAUCUGUGAUACUGAGCAGAUUGAUCUUGAUAAGGUACGCAUAUGGCUUGAAGAGCUCCUUUGGGAUAAAAAGUAUGGCAUGGAUGUUUAUCGUUGCAAGGGAAUUUUAAGAGUCAAAAACUCGGAUGAACUCCACACUUUACAGGGUGUGAGAGAAAUAUAUGAAAUUGUUCCAAGUCGUAAAUGGAGAAAUGAAGAGACUCAGAUGAACAAAAUAGUAUUCAUAGGUCGGUUUCUGAAUGAAGAGGUCCUUUUGCAUUCAUUACAAACUUGUGUUGUUGGAACUGAUUGACUCAAUAGAAUUUGAUCAAUCCUAUUUUUGGUCGUUAAGAUGGACUCAUCAUCAAUCACUGUUUGUUUUACCCCAGUGAUUUGACUCCUCCUCACCAUGACAAAAUCUUGCUUGGAGUCAUGCUAAGAAAUUCCAGAUACAGUAGAGAUCCCAGUUCUUGUAGCAGACGGGUGGCUAUUCGAUGCACUGCAUAAUAUUAGCAUUCAUGUUUUCGUUGCCCCUCCAACUAUGCCCUCUCAAUCCAAUUGACUGUGGAAUCAUUUUGGACAGCAAAUUUUGUAGUUGAAAGUUCACUGUGCUCAUUUGAAGCUUUACUAAUUUCGUAUUUGA
This is a messenger RNA of Lycium ferocissimum, 1518 nucleotides long. RefSeq lists its product as uncharacterized. The transcript has 9 exons. The coding region runs from base 55 to 1188 and encodes 377 amino acids. The record is from RefSeq and is a predicted model, not a curated record. Gene Ontology annotation, cellular component: cytoplasm. NCBI's taxonomy places the organism in Eukaryota, Viridiplantae, Streptophyta, Magnoliopsida, Solanales, Solanaceae.